Molecule: messenger RNA, 1217 nt
Organism: Sipha flava (yellow sugarcane aphid)
Lineage: Eukaryota; Metazoa; Arthropoda; Insecta; Hemiptera; Aphididae
Product: eukaryotic translation initiation factor 4 gamma 3-like
Exons: 8
Coding region: 35-1132 (365 amino acids)
Cellular component (GO): eukaryotic translation initiation factor 4F complex
Molecular function (GO): translation initiation factor activity; protein binding; mRNA binding
Source: RefSeq, a predicted model, not a curated record
UGUCCAUCAUUUAAAUAUUAUCAAUUUUGAUAAAAUGGCACAAAAAAUUAUUUCCAUACCAAUGAAAACAAUUUGUAUAUAUGAAAAGAUUGUGGAUAUAAUUUAUGCUAGGGCUUUAAAUAGACCCAAUUUUGCAGUUUUAUACGCACAACUAUGUGCAUUCUUGAUCAAUGAUGCUGCAUUUAAUAAACUGCACAACUCAAAAACUACUUUUCAGAAAGUAUUAGCACGAAAAAGCUUUGAUGUCUUUACCUCACAGUAUACUCCUCAGACAGAAGUCCAUAAAUUAAAAGAAAAGUUUAAGAAUAGUAAUAUGACACCAUCUAAUUUCAAGAAUUCAUUGAAUACUUUUUAUUUCCAAUAUUAUAAUAGGUCUUUAACACAUUGCAAUUUUAUUGGUGAAUUAUACAAACAAGGGGCUUUUACCGAAAAAAUUAUAUUGGCAUGCAUUGAAGAAUUAAUGAGAGUAAAAGAUGAUCUGAAAAUUUAUUGCUUAUGUAUAAUAUUACAAGUAGCAGGACCAAAAAUAUCUAAAACUCAUAAUUUGGACAGUAUAGUAAAUCAUAUUUUAUUAUUUAAUAUUGAAAACUCUGCCCUCAUAGAAAUGUCACCAACUCUAAAGUCUUUAAUAUUCAAAAUACAAAACUUACAUUUAAAAGAUUGGAUAAAUGAAGAAUCUGUUAAGUUAAUUGAGGACAAUAAGAACCAUGUUUCCUUUGAAAAAUUGCCAGAGAAGUUAAAAAAACCAUAUGAAUUUAAAUCAUAUACUGUAAUGGCCCAGUGUAUUAUUGAUGAAUGUAUUGUUGUUCUUAACAAUUUUGACAAGAAGAAAAGUUUCAAUGAAAUCGUACAUAUGUUAAAUAAUAUUAACUCGUGGAUACAAUAUGAUCAAGUAUCAUUCGUUGUUUCCAUGAUACUUAUAACACUAAAUGAAAAUCAAAGUAUUCGAUAUAAGGCUGGUAUACUUUUAGACAAAUUUGUUACAGAAGGCUUGUUAUUAAGUGAUUCGGUUUUAUUGGGAAUUGACAAAGUAAUGGAUGACUCAGAAAUGAAAAUAGAACUUCCAAGAUUACCAGAUUUAUUAUUUGACAUCACUAGUAGGCUUAAAUAUCUUGAUAUUAAUUCAACUUAAUAUUGUUCAACUUGAUUUAUACUGUUUUAUAUUGUAUAUUCUAAUUGUUUUUUUACUCGAAUUUUUGUUUCAAGUAGAGGUUUUA